AUGUCUACAGAUUCAUCUACUACUUCUUCAGUCAUAUCUUCUUCUGUGUCUACAACCACUUCUCCUCUCAAGCUUAAAAAUUCUUACAUCUCCUUAAAACUUGAUGAAACCAAUUACAUUCAAUGGCGUCGUCAAGUACUUCCAAUCCUAUGCUCCCAUGAUAUCUAUAGUCAUGUGGAUCCUGACGUUAAUUCUCCGUCUCUUUUUCUUCCUGGUUCAUCUGCUGAAGAACCUCUUCCAAACCCUGAUUAUGCUUCCUGGUUUCAAAUUGAUACGUAUCUCCUUAGCUGGCUUCAAGCUACCCUAACUCAAUCAGUUUUUGUUGAUAUCCCUGAUUUUACCUAUGCUCGUGAACUCUGGAAAUACUUAGCCAAUACUUAUGCAGCUCCAACUGUUGCUCGUUCUAUUCAACUUCGUCACCAGCUGCAAACACUUCAAAGAGAAAAUCUUUCCAUCUCUGCAUACCUUGCCAAAAUAACUUCCAUUAGAGACUCUCUUUUAACCUCAUCUUAUCCCUUAAGCGAUGUUGAACUUGUGCUCAAUACCGUUCGAGGUUUAGGGCCUGAUUAUCAAGCUUUUUCAACUGCAAUUGAAACUCGUUCUUCUCUUCCUUCCUUCUCUGAGUUGAAGCUGUUGCUUCUCAAUCAUGAAAUUCGUCUUACUCAAUAUAAUCAACCCACACCAGAUCCUAUUCCUUCAACAGCUUUCUAUGGUUCCACUUUCUCUUCUUCUCCUUCUUCCUCAAACUUCUCAUCCUCUCGGUUUUACAACAACUAA
Papaver somniferum (opium poppy) is the source of this 777-nucleotide messenger RNA. RefSeq lists its product as uncharacterized. The record is from RefSeq and is a predicted model, not a curated record. Bases 1 to 777 code for a protein of 258 amino acids. Lineage: Eukaryota; Viridiplantae; Streptophyta; Magnoliopsida; Ranunculales; Papaveraceae. The transcript has a single exon.